AUGAAUGAAUCAACAAACAUAUCGCAACCACAGAUUUAUGUGGAACGAACGUUAGCCAUCAUUAAGCCUGAUGCUGUGGCCCGAGCUGUUGAAAUUGAGGACAUCAUCAUCCGUGCUGGAUUUUCUAUCUUACAGAGACGUCAAGUCCAGUUGACACCUGAACAAGCAAGUGAUUUCUAUAGUGAGCAUUUUGGGAAGAAAAUCUUUUCAAGUCUUGUGGAAUACAUGAGCAAUGGUCCUAUUAUCUGUCUGCUUCUUGCCAGGAACCAGGCCAUUAACAUGUGGGAUGAGUUAAUUGGACCUUCAAACACUUUCAAAGCUCAAGAAAUUUGUCCUGACAGUAUUCGUGCAGUAUAUGGACAAGAUGAACUUCAAAAUGCUGUUCAUGGCAGUGAGAACCAAAUAUGUGCUGAGCGUGAAAUUAGAUUCUUUUUUCCAGAAACUAUUUUGGAGCCAAUAAUCACUGGUCAGUCAGCAAAAGAUUACUUGGCCAAAACAGUGAACCCAACCUUGCUUAAAGGCCUCACACAAUUAAGCAAGCUGAAACCUGCAGAUCCAGUGGGAUGGCUGGCAGAAUGGCUACAGAAUAAUAAUCCUAACAAACCAAAAAUAAACAUUAUUAAGGCUCCCUUAAAUCCUACAUAA
Molecule: messenger RNA, 645 nt
Organism: Acanthosepion pharaonis
Lineage: Eukaryota; Metazoa; Mollusca; Cephalopoda; Sepiida; Sepiidae
Source: the annotation of a GenBank genome assembly